AUGGCUAGGACAGUGUCUGAGACGAUCGUUCAAGCCAAGAUGGUCACGCAAUUUCCAGGUCACGUACGCUACGAUCGUGUAUUGCGUCAUGCGGUCAAGGGUGAAGUUAUGGACAUUUAUCAAGUCGUUGCAACGCCAGACGACUACAUACCACAGCAGGAGGAACCGUCGACGCCCUGGGUUCCAUCGUACACUAGUACGCCACUGUCCAAGACUCGCCCCAGUAAAGCACGUAUUCCGUCUCUACAUGAAUCCUGGAAUGAAGCAUUUGCAUACUUUAGACGACAGUCUGAUAAGAGCCUCGAUGACGAAGCGGACAUCUCAGCCACAUCGAUUGCGGACGCAUCCGUGCUGUCUGAUCCUGACCUGCCAGCUGAAUCGCCCAACAAACGAAAGGCCUCAUUGCGCUCUACAAGCCUGGACGGAGCAUCGACCUUGAAACCGGCGGACUACGAGUCAGACACUUGUCUCAAGCGUCAAAAGGUGGAGUCUUCCGGCCAUCUCCACAUGCUCACGACUUCUACGUCUACCGAGGUCAUCGAGCUGCAGAAGAAGUGCGCUGCGAUUGCACAGGACGUUGCCGCUAUGCGCAAACAACUCGGCCCACUCGGUCAACCUGUGAACGGCAGUGAUUAUGAUGUGUUGCGUUAUAGUGAGGAUGUUGUGCGUCGUUUGAGGGAAGCAGUCGGCUCGUCACGCCCCUCGACUCCAACAGUAUCUGCCACCAAGUUACCGCAGCCACAGGGCGAAGACCGACAGAGAUCUCCUAUUGAGAAAGAAAAGGCAGUCGUUUUACCUCCUACGCCUCCCACGGAACAACACGACUCACUGCUCCCCCGAUCACCUUCGCCAAUCUGUCUCACCAGCGAAUCUGAAGAGAGCGGCAGUAUUUCUUCAAACUCUGCCACCAAUGCCAGCGGUCUAGGUGCUCAGCAGCGCGGUCAUGGUGAUAGUGCAAAGCGGCACCGUCAUUCGAACGAGCUUUCUCAAGACGAGAUCCAGAGGAACUAUCGCGAGUUCGAGGCGGCUGCUAAACGCAGGCUGACGGAUCCCACGUACGCGCCCGUCAGCGAGGUGGGUGACAUGAACUUUGAACGCAUCUUUUUGGGCGACAGUGAGGCUGAGGAUCUGAGCCUAGGUGACACCAGUGGGUUGAGUGAGGAGAUGAGUGGAUUGGACAUGGAUGAGAAGUAG
Alternaria infectoria is the source of this 1194-nucleotide messenger RNA. RefSeq lists its product as uncharacterized. The transcript is spliced from 2 exons. The coding region runs from base 1 to 1194 and encodes 397 amino acids. The record is from RefSeq and is a predicted model, not a curated record. NCBI's taxonomy places the organism in Eukaryota, Fungi, Ascomycota, Dothideomycetes, Pleosporales, Pleosporaceae.